CUGCUCUCUCUCCCUCUCCCCCGUUACAUUAUUGCGCUCUCUCUCUCUCUCUCUCUCUCUCUCUCUUUCUCUCUUAUUUGUGAUUGUUAAGGUAGAACAAGUUCAAGAAGAAGAAGAAAGUGGAGUUCCCAUGGAAGUUUGCCGGAAAAUGUCCAACUUGCUCGGCGAGACAACCGAGCUGAACCUGAAAGAGACCGAGCUGUGCCUUGGCUUGCCCGGCGGUGGCGGGGGAGCUGAAGCGGAGACUGUGAAGAUCACCGGAAAGAGAGGCUUCUCCGAGACUGUCGAUCUCAAACUCAACCUCCAAUCCAAUGAAUCGGCUGUGGAUCUGAAGGAGAAGAUGAUGAUGAACACUCAGACCAACAAGGAGAAAAAUCUCCUUCCCAGCUGCACCAAAGAUCCCGCCAAGCCACCCGCCAAGGCACAGGUUGUGGGUUGGCCACCAGUGAGGUCAUUCCGGAAGAACAUAAUGUCUCAGAAGAGCAGCCCAGAAGAGGCUGAGAAGGGCGGUACUAGCGCCGCGUUUGUGAAGGUUUCCAUGGAUGGCGCCCCUUACCUUCGCAAAGUCGACUUGAAAAUGUACAAGAGCUACCAAGAGCUCGCCGAUGCCUUGGCCAAGAUGUUCAGUUCCUUCACCAUGGGAAACUAUGGGGCCCCAGGAAUGAUCGAUUUUAUGAAUGAGAGGAAGUUGAUGGAUCUCUUGAACAGCUCUGAGUAUGUGCCAACCUAUGAAGAUAAGGAUGGAGACUGGAUGCUGGUGGGGGAUGUCCCAUGGGAGAUGUUUGUCGAUUCAUGCAAGCGCCUUCGCAUAAUGAAAGGAUCUGAAGCAAUCGGGCUUGCACCAAGAGCCAUGGAGAAAUGCAAGAGCAGGUGCUGAACUGCCAGGAUUGCCCAAGAUGGAUCGAGCAAGCAGCUGGGUGUGUCUGUACUUUAAUAUUUUGAUAUAUAGUAUAUAGAUAUAUAUCAAAGAUCGAUCUGGGGACAUUUGUAAUGGACAAGAAGCAAUAAACUUAGUUGUUGUCUGGCUUGUUUAUUACUAAAUUCCCUUGCUUAAUAAUCCCCCCUUUUUGAUGCUGUUGGUUGUUGUCCUUGUUGUCACAGUUGCUGCCGCUGCUGUUGUUGUUGUGGGUUUUAUUAUUAAUUCCUUCAAUUCUAAUGCUACGAUCUUUUCUUUUCUCCCUCCA
Molecule: messenger RNA, 1184 nt
Organism: Diospyros lotus (date-plum)
Lineage: Eukaryota; Viridiplantae; Streptophyta; Magnoliopsida; Ericales; Ebenaceae
Product: auxin-responsive protein IAA14-like
Exons: 5
Coding region: 131-877 (248 amino acids)
Biological process (GO): regulation of DNA-templated transcription
Cellular component (GO): nucleus
Molecular function (GO): protein binding
Source: RefSeq, a predicted model, not a curated record